AUGGCGCAUACGUCUAUCAUCCGAGAAGGAAGUGUCGAUUGGAAUAGACGGAUCAAACUGGAAGUGGAAAUAACUCGGGAAUCCCACAAGCAGUGGAAUAGCGGCGCCAGUGAGCGGCUCAAAAAGCUAAUGGAACAACUCGACGCUACCAGCAUGAGCAACUCUUACUACACUACCCGUCAAAACAACAACCUGGCGCCCAUACAAAAUGGCUGUCCCGAACAUUUGGGCGACCGUGACGUUUUAGUUCUACGCCCAAUGCCUGACAACUUUCGACAACCUCUUACCUAUUACAGCGAUGUACUACGGUUGCGCUCGAUGCCGGAUAACUUUCGAACACCAGCAACCAAUCCUGUGAAUAAACGUCUUGCACGAAGAGGAAGAACCAGCCUAGAUGGUGAAGCGCAAAGUGCAUCGGAGUCGAACUUAAAAAACUUGUGCAACCAGCAUGAAAAUUUACAAUUUGGGACUGACGGAGCCUGUCAUCUGGAGGAUGUUGAAGUUGUUCCGGAGAAAGAUGAAGACGUCUGCAGCCUAGAUCACGAGAAUUAG
Molecule: messenger RNA, 552 nt
Organism: Fusarium odoratissimum NRRL 54006
Lineage: Eukaryota; Fungi; Ascomycota; Sordariomycetes; Hypocreales; Nectriaceae
Exons: 1
Coding region: 1-552 (183 amino acids)
Source: RefSeq, a predicted model, not a curated record